AUGCAGAUCAAGGUGCGAACGCUCACCGGCAAGGAGAUCGAGCUUGACAUCGAGCCUGACUAUAAGGUCUCGAGGAUAAAGGAGCGCGUCGAGGAGAAGGAAGGAAUCCCGCCCGCGCAGCAGCGACUCAUCUUCGGUGGAAAGCAGAUGGCCGACGACAAGACCGCCGCAGACUACAGCCUCGAAGGCGGUGCCACUCUCCACCUGGUCCUCGCGCUCCGUGGCGGCAACUAA
Molecule: messenger RNA, 234 nt
Organism: Aaosphaeria arxii CBS 175.79
Lineage: Eukaryota; Fungi; Ascomycota; Dothideomycetes; Pleosporales
Product: ubiquitin
Exons: 4
Coding region: 1-234 (77 amino acids)
Biological process (GO): regulation of proteolysis; protein neddylation; modification-dependent protein catabolic process
Cellular component (GO): nucleus; cytoplasm
Molecular function (GO): protein tag activity; ubiquitin protein ligase binding
Source: RefSeq, a predicted model, not a curated record